CACAACCGCCAAAAUCACUUUCAAUUUAUUAGAUUUUUUCGUUAUAAGUUUUAUGUUUAAUGUAAAAUUAAAUCUAUUCUGUGGUAUAAAUCUAUGAUUAAUGUGACACCACCUUAUUAUGACAAUGUAUAACUAAUGUUAUCCUUAUAUAUUAUAACACCAUCUAAUUGUAAAUUGUUCCGUUUUUAUAUUUUGGUUCACUUAACUAUGUGUUUUUUGUAAGCUCAAAACUAGGUAUAUAUAAGAAAAAGGAGUAUUAUUUUAACUUAAUUAAAAUGGACAACCCGUCUGUCAUUAGUUUGUCUUCGAAGGCACUUGCAAACGUUUUAGAACUAAUUAAAAUGAUGACUGGAUUAAAAAACUUCAAUGAAGUUUAUCUGAAAUAUGCUCAAAUAGUAAAUAACUUGCAUGAUGUGUACUAUGAACCUCCUAAACAGUCAGAUGUUGAAUAUUGUGUAAAAGGACUAAUGGAAAAAUAUCGUGUUCAAGGAUUUCCGUUGGAAGCUAAGGAAUUUGAAAUGCGCAUUCACCGAUUUAUUAAUUAUUCUUAUAUUAAUAAUCCAUCUAAACUACCAUCAGAUGUUGUGAAAUGGGCAAUCGUAGGGAUGAUAAUUAGUAUGGCUAUUAAUCCUUGUGGUUCUAGAAAUGCUUUCCGUAAAACAAAUUUAGAUACUGUUAGAAUUGAAUUAGAAGGUGAAGCUGCAGUGCUUGGUGAUUCAUGGAAAGCUGAUCUUAUACAAGAGUUAUUAAACAUUGGUAGAACUUCUUACUGUAUCGAAUCUGAUUCUGAAACAGAUUCUGAAGAUGAGCCUGAUUUUCGCUCGUUAAGUGUUAUUAGUUCACCAGAAAAUGUUCUAGUGAAUAGAAUAAAAGAUAAUAAUAACUGUCUACCUAGUAGGGAAUAUCUUAAAUUAGUUUUUUCCCAUGAAAAUAUUGGUAGAAAUUUAUUAAUAAAACGGGCUUCUCAAUAUUGGUGGCUCAAUAAAUCUGAAACAGCUAAAGGUGGACAACAUCCAUUUUAUUUCAGCUUAAAAAGAUACACAAACAACAAAAUAUUUAAAAUUAUAGAUGAUAAUUUCAUAAUACUUGAGUGUUUAAAAAACAAUUUAACUAUAUCAAAUAUUCUUCAGUAUAGUUUAGAAGAACAACGUAAAUUAUUUGGAUGUAUGACUAUUUCGUCAUCUAUAUCACCUGAGGUAUUUAAUAGAUGGAUUUUAACUAUUUCACGGUGUAUGAAAAAAUUUAACCUUCUAAUACAAUUUACACGCCAUCUAAAAGAACUAAAAAAAAUACCCUAUACAGUUAGAGCAUAUGCCAAAGGAUUGGAGUACAUUUUAGAACCAAUGAUUGAUAAAAUGUGUUGUAUUGAAAAUAGAAUUAAAAAUUGUGUUGGCCAUGCCACAUUAUUAUCAUUUGAAGAAGAAAUGUAUAUGCAUUUUCAAGUUAUUUCUUACGUUUAUUCUGUGCAUUCAAAAGCUAUAGUUUCAAAUUGGGAGACAACUGAUAGUUGGAAAACUUCAAUUAAAUUGAUUUCUGUAUUAUUUUGGUCCGUUCAAAAUGCAAUUAUUGACUACCAAAAAUUAAUUGUCAUGACACUGUUCUUGUAUGCAUUUGAACCUUAUGUACAUAUGACAGAAUUAUGGAUUCAUGCAGGGCAGUUAAUUGAUCAAAACAAUGAAUUUAUUAUAUACAAUUAUGAAGGAGACAGUAGUAUACCAUUCAAUAUAUUCUUUAAUGAUGUACAUGGAUACUUAAAAGAUUGUAACUUAAAUGUACCGCCAAUUCUUGAAUACUUAAUUCACUUUUUGAAUAAUUGUGAUUGGAAAGUGUUUGUAGCAUCAGCAAUUAGUAAUGACGCUAUUGCCUUGUGUGAAGUUCCAAGAGGCCAACUGUUUAAUAAUUUUUUAAUUGAAAUAAAAAAUUCUAAUACCUUCUGGAACAAUUACAUUAAUCCUUUCAAUGAAUAUAAUCCAUCCAACUGGAAUAAAUUGCCAUUGUUAGCAUCAGUGUGUGUCUGUUAUAACUCCCAGUUUAAUCUAUCCACUAUUGAGCGCAAUUCGUUUUUGAAUAAUUGUUUUUAUUCACUUCUUAGUGAUGAUCACGGUUCAAUUGUAUCUAGUAAUCAUUCGUGUAAUCUAUCACUGAACUAUAAGACAGAAAAAAAUAAUUUGUUUGAAGAAAAUGAUGUAUUCAAAGAUAAUUUUGCUGAUGAACUUGAACGCAUCACUAUUACUUAUGAUGUAAAAUUUCCACUAAGCCUAAUUUUAACCAAUGAGGUAAUAUUUAAUUAUAACAAAAUUUUUCGUUUAUUAAUAACAAGCAAACAAGCUGUAGCAAUGAUCUCUCAAUUACAAACUAAAGAUUUGAAUAAGUAUAACUACUCAUUAGAUGUGAAGCGAAUGUAUUUUAUUAGAUUAUGGAUUAUGUCAACUACUUAUAAACUGCAAACAUAUUUCUUCAGCGUUGCGUCAAGAUAUCUGGGCUCAAAACUGUUUGAUAGUAUUAAAAACGUAAAAAAUGGUUUGGAUGCUUUUGAAAAAAUACUUGAAGAUCAUGUGAACCAGGCUAUACGGUUAUGCAUGCUUAAUGGAUCAAUGGAAAAAUUUUCUUAUGAGUCAUUGGCAUUGUUAUGGAAUGCAUGUGAGCAAUUUACAAAAUUAUGGGCAAGAAGUGUAACAGAGGACAGUAUUGAUGUUGAAUUAAUGGAAAAAAUUGAACAAGAAUAUGUAGAUUCUUGUUGGAAAUUAGCCAGUAGUUUGGACACAUAUCUUUUAUCUGAGGAUGAUACAUCUAGUAUUUUGUUUGAAUUCUGUCGAGAUUUUAUGUCAAGUAUGCCAACUAAAGAAUCGGCUGAUCUUGAUGGUAGUUUAAUUUACAAAUUGAGUGAUUCACGGAACCGAUAUUCUUUUACGUAUAUUUAAACACCAUCCCUAGAAAUUUAAAAUAUAGUUUAUAAUUAAUGCUCAUAUGUAUUUUUUCAUGAACCAGUUUUUAAAAACGUUACUAAAUUGUUAUUUUAUAAUAGAUAUUUAACUCGUAAAUUAUAUUAUUUAAAUAUUCUUUAUACAUUUUCUAUUUUAAGGAAUUAAACAAAACUCAAUGUUAUCCUAGUUAAAUUGUAGAAGUAUAUUAUACCAUUGCGAUUUAAGUAAUUUGAUGAAUAAUUCAAGUUCAUAUCUUGAACCCUAAUAGAUAUAAAAUUGUCAUACAUAAAUAAAUAAUAAAUAAAGAACAAUUUUGAGGUG
Molecule: messenger RNA, 3245 nt
Organism: Myzus persicae (green peach aphid)
Lineage: Eukaryota; Metazoa; Arthropoda; Insecta; Hemiptera; Aphididae
Exons: 16
Coding region: 276-2921 (881 amino acids)
Biological process (GO): meiotic cell cycle; mitotic cell cycle; microtubule nucleation
Cellular component (GO): equatorial microtubule organizing center; spindle pole; gamma-tubulin complex
Molecular function (GO): gamma-tubulin binding; microtubule minus-end binding
Source: RefSeq, a predicted model, not a curated record